Messenger RNA from Myotis daubentonii (Daubenton's bat), 1573 nucleotides. RefSeq names its product tetraspanin 19 (gene TSPAN19). Lineage: Eukaryota; Metazoa; Chordata; Mammalia; Chiroptera; Vespertilionidae. The record is from RefSeq and is a predicted model, not a curated record. Gene Ontology annotation, cellular component: plasma membrane.
GCUGGAACUCCGGAGCUGGAUGAGCAACUUAGAACCAUCAGUAUCUUGGGAGGAAAAAAAUGUUAAGGAAAAGCAAAUCAUUAAUUUUAAAAUACUUUCUUAACCUCAUUAAUGGAGCUUUCCUGGUUCUUGGACUUUUACUCAUAGGAUUUGCUGCAUGGCUUUUAUUGGAUAGAAAUAAUUUUUUCACUGCUCUAAAUGAAAGUAAUCACCUGACAGUAUAUAUUUUUGGAAUUUUAAUUGGAACUGGAUCGGCUAUUGUUCUUCUUUUUCUCUUGGGCUAUUUGGGAAUUCAAUAUGAAAUCAGAUGGCUCCUAGCUCUGUAUGCAGUACUGUUAAUGUGGGCCUUUGGUGUUCAGGUUGCACUUUCAGCACUCAUCUUCACAAAGAAAGAGGAGGUUCACCAAGUAUGGCAUGAUGAAAUUGAUUUAGUCAUUUCUCAGUAUGGAUCUAAAGAUGUGCCUGAAGACAUACUUAAGUGGACUAUCCUGAAUGCUUUACAAAAAACAUUGCAGUGUUGUGGCCAACACAAUUACACAGAUUGGAUAACGAAUGAGAAUAAAGAAAAUUCAGAACAGGUGCCAUGUUCUUGCACGAAUUCUACAUUAAGAAAGUGGUUCUGUGAUGAGCCACUGAAUGCAACUUACUUAGAGGGUUGUGAAAAUAAAAUCAACACAUGGUAUCAAGCUAAUGCUUUAUUAUUAAUUGGAAUUUACUUUGGACUUUUGGUUUCAGAGGUUUUGCAAAUCUCAUUAACUGUCUCUUUCCUCAGACAUAUCAAGAACAGAAUAUUUGCAGAAAUGUGAUCUUUGGAUUUUAAUUUGUCUGGAAGAAACCAGUUAAUUCGCAAAAUAAUCACAAUGUAUUCUUUUAUCCCAAAAAGUUUCUCAAUUACAUUAAUGAAGUUUAGGAGUCAUUGAAGUCAUUGGUUAUAUGUAACAUAAAAUUUUUGGAAUUAUAAUACAUCACUCCAUGAACUUUUUAUUUGGCUUUUCAACAUAUCAAAUAUUUCAAAAUAUCAAAAUAUUCUGCAGUUUAGAACUUUACCUUGAGUUAUUUUCUGAAUUCAGGGGAUAUCACAAAUAUUAAAAUCAAAAUUUAGUUAAAUAUUAUGAUAUAUUUUGAGUUUCUUACAUAGAAAAUAUUAAUUAAGCAAUUAUAGCAUGUACCUUACAUUUGCAAAUUUUAAGAAAAUGAUGAUUUAUAGAAAAUUUAAAAGGAAGAUUGAAAAUCUUCAUGAUACAUCUCUACUGAACUAAUCAUUUAUUUCUUCUGAUAAUGCUUACAAAUUAAUAAACUUAAAAUUUUAGAGAUUUGGAUAUAUUUUGGUGGUAAUAAUAUCAUAUUAAAAUAACAAUGAUUUUUUAACUGUGGUAGAAAAAAAUCUAUUCUGAAUGACCACUGAAUUCCAAUACUUUUUACUUGCUUGUCAUUUGCUUCUCUUUUUCCUUAAAUUUUGUUCAAUGUGUGUGUGCACAAUUCCCUGGAGGAAACAAAAAUAACCUAGUUUUCUAUUUUCUUAAAAAUGAUAGUGUGAGAACAAAAAACAGUGUUUUGAAAAAUAAAAAUACUA